This is a messenger RNA of Micromonas commoda, 1338 nucleotides long. RefSeq lists its product with no specific name. The record is from RefSeq and is a predicted model, not a curated record. Bases 1 to 1335 code for a protein of 444 amino acids. NCBI's taxonomy places the organism in Eukaryota, Viridiplantae, Chlorophyta, Mamiellophyceae, Mamiellales, Mamiellaceae. The transcript has 2 exons. Gene Ontology annotation, cellular component: plasma membrane. Gene Ontology annotation, molecular function: protein binding; electron transfer activity.
AUGCGGCUCGUGCUCCCUGACGUGCGGCACGGGCACGCAAACGUGCACGCGCACGAAAACGACGCAGGAGAGCAACGGAGGCAGCUGCUCGGGAACCGCGACCCCACCGGCUACCUCAAGGUCACCGCCAAGCUCACGACGAAAGCCACCGCCACGGGCUCGGACACCGACGCCGCGUUCAAGGCCAAGGUCAAGACCGCCAUCGCCGUGGGAGGCGACACCUGCGAGAAUGACGUCACGAUCGACGCAUUCGCCAAAUCCUCAAACUCCGCCGUGGUCGACGCGACGGUGCGGUACCCCGUGGACGCCACCGUCGCCUCCAAGGAAGCCGCGAUUCACAAGGCCGUCGCGCUCAUGACCAAGGCGAUGUACAUGCCGAACUGGGUCCUCCCGGAGCAGGCGCACGACGCUUCGAACACCGGCGCCGUUGUUUUGGAUCUCGCAUCCAACACAACGCAGGUGACGUGCCCGGGGGCCAAAACGUACGCCGAGGCCGCCGCGUCGGUCACCGCCAAGGACUACGCCGGCGCUCGAGCCGCGCUCAACCACAUCGCGCUCUGCAACUACCAGACGGGAUCUUCCGCGCUGGGAACGUCCUCCAUGGCGGACGUGUGCAACCUGCUGGGCUUCUCGAACCGAAAGCUCUCAAACCCAGACGUGAAACUGUCCGAGCUCUACUACAAGCGGUCGCUGCAGAUCAAACCAAACCACGUCGCCGCCAACGGCUACCUCGGCGAGCUUUACGUCCAGACGAAUAAACCCGCGCUCGCCAGGGAGGUGCUCGACGACCUGAAGGCGAUGUGCCCGCCGCCCGCCGGUUGCGACUCGCUGACGUAUCUGCGCGACGCGAUGGCGGCGGCAAAGAUGGAAGAGGGCGCGCACGUGAGGAAACUCAACUGGGACCAGUGCUUCAACCUCGCUUGCUCGCCGCUCAACCUCGAGAAGGGGGACAAGAUCGAGUUCAAGUACUCCGCGUCCCACGACGUGGUCAAGGUGGCGGACAAGGCCGCGUUCGACGCCUGCGCUGCGGGAACGACGGUGGGUAGCUCGUCUCAGGGCGCCGCCGGAUUUGUUCUCGAUUUAAACUCCGUCGGCACCGAACACUACGUCUGCGGCCAGGGCAGCCACUGCGCCAACGGGCAGAAGAUCGAGGUCAAGGUGCACGAGAGGACGUACGCGGCGGCGCCCUCCUCCGGUGGAUCCGCGCCGUGCUACUCGGCGAGCUGCGAUUCUCCCGCCCCGGCCAAGCCCGCCCCGGCCAAGGCUGGGGCGGCGAUUGCAAAGCCCGCGUUCGCGGCGCUUCUCGCGACGCUCGCGGCGGCGCUCGUCUCGUGAUGA